Messenger RNA from Drosophila grimshawi, 1177 nucleotides. It is a transcript of the gene wbl, whose product is annotated as protein windbeutel. The coding region runs from base 343 to 1119 and encodes 258 amino acids. The record is from RefSeq and is a predicted model, not a curated record. The transcript has a single exon. Gene Ontology annotation, cellular component: endoplasmic reticulum lumen; endoplasmic reticulum. Gene Ontology annotation, biological process: protein secretion. Lineage: Eukaryota; Metazoa; Arthropoda; Insecta; Diptera; Drosophilidae.
GCAGCAACAGCAGCAGCAGAGAGCAAAAGCCGGUGUUGACAGUCAGACUCAGAGCAGAGACACAAAGAGAGGCGGCAGCAGCUGGCCAGUGUUGAGAGGCAGUGGCAGCGUCGAAAGCCGCGUGGCUCUGGCAACCAAACAAAAUAAUUCUUGUUGACUUCAGCGAAAAGUGGCAAGUGCUGCGCUGGCUCUCUCGCUUGCUCGCUGGCUUCGCCUCUGGUGUGGGAACAACGGGAAUAGCAACAGUCGUUAGUCAGCAUUGCCAGCCAAAGGGUCAAGUUUAUUUUUAUACCUCGUCUUCUUGUGCAAAAUAUCAAAACUAUAAAAAAAAAGAAGCAGAAAAUGAUCAAAUUAAUGCUGACGCUGCCGCUGCUGCUGGCAACAUUGCUGGCCCAGUCGCCGCUGAGUGACGCCAUCUCUUGUGCAGGCUGCGUGGACCUCGACGAGAUCAAUUUCGAUAAGACAAUUGCGCGUUUUCCCUACGCUUUGAUCAAAUUCGAUAUUGCUUUUCCGUAUGGAGAGAAACACGAAGCUUUUGCCGCAUUCUCCAUGGCGGCGCAUAAAGCAACCGCAGAGCUUUUGGUGGCCACCGUUGGCAUCAAGGAUUACGGCGAGCUGGAGAAUAAAGCGCUCGGAGAACGCUUUAAGUUGGAUGAGAAACAAUUGCCGGGCAUAUUUCUCUUUACGGGCAGCAGCGAAAAUUAUCUACAAUUUCCGGCACAUUUGGAUGUUACCCUGGAUAACCUCAAAUCGUUUGUGAGCAGCAAUACGCCGCUUUACAUUGGACGCGAUGGUUGCCUCAAGGAAUUCAACGAUGCCAUCCGCAAUUAUGCCAACAAACCGGAUAACGAGCAGCUGGCAGUGAUCAGCGAGAUGCAGUUGAAGGCAGCGGAACUCAGUUUGCCCCAGGAGCAGCAAAAUGCCAAGGUUUACCUGGUGUACAUGCGAAGGAUCAAUGAGCACGGCUACAAUUUUGUCGAGCAGGAAACGAAGCGGCUGCUUCGACUUCGGGCGGGCAAAGUGACAACUGCCAAAAAGUUGGAGCUGCAGCAGAAGCUCAACAUUCUGGAGGCAUUCCGUGUCCACAAGCUGACCAAGUCACCCAAAGUGGAACUCUAGACCGGCAAACAUCUAUUAGCAAAUUCGUAUAAUAAAAACUAAACAAACCUUUACCAAA